Messenger RNA from Cygnus olor (mute swan), 3517 nucleotides. It is a transcript of the gene TTPA, whose product is annotated as alpha tocopherol transfer protein. The transcript is spliced from 5 exons. Gene Ontology annotation, cellular component: membrane. NCBI's taxonomy places the organism in Eukaryota, Metazoa, Chordata, Aves, Anseriformes, Anatidae. The record is from RefSeq and is a predicted model, not a curated record. Gene Ontology annotation, molecular function: phosphatidylinositol bisphosphate binding. Bases 59 to 877 code for a protein of 272 amino acids.
GCCCCGCGCCUCGCCAUGGGCCCGGCCGUGCGGCGGGGCUGAGCGGCGUCCCCCGGCCAUGUCGCAGCGGGGGGACGGCGACCUCCCCGAGCACUCGCCGCAGGCCCAAGGCGCCGUGGCCGAGCUGCGGCGGCGGGCGGACGCAGAGCCCGGGCAGCGCUGGCCCCAGCCCCUCAGCGACGCCUUCCUGCUGAGGUUCCUGCGAGCCCGGGACUUCAACGUGGACCUGGCCUGGAGGUUACUGAAGAAUUACCAGAAGUGGAGAAUUGAAUGCCCAGAAAUAAGUGCAGAUUUACAACCAUCUUCCAUUCUUGGUCUUUUGCAUGCUGGCUAUCACGGAGUCCUGAGAUCAAGAGACCCAUAUGGAAGCAAAGUUCUAAUAUACAGAAUUGGACAAUGGGAUCCCAAGUUAUUUACAGCAUAUGAUGUGUUUCGUGUAAGUUUGAUCACAUCUGAACUCAUUGUAAAGGAGAUUGAAACUCAGAAGAAUGGAGUCAAGGCUAUCUUUGAUCUUCAAGGGUGGCGAUUUGCUCAUGCAUUUCAAAUCAGUCCAGCAGUGGCCAAGAAAAUUGCUGCUGUGCUCACAGAUUCCUUUCCACUAAAAGUUCGAGGUAUCCACUUGAUUAAUGAGCCUUUAUUCUUCCACCCAGUCUUCGCUCUAAUUAAGCCUUUUCUCACUGAAAAAAUAAAGCAACGGGUGUAUAUGCAUGGAAAUAACUACAUGCAGAGUCUGACUGAACACUUUCCAGUCAGCAUUCUCCCACAGGAAUAUGGAGGGGAAGGAGUCUCCUUCGAAGAGCUGGCCAAGGAAUGGACUGACUUCAUAAUGUCGUCUGCAGAUUAUCUCCAGAGCAUUUCCCUGCUUGCUCAUAAAUAACCUUAUGGCAGUAUUACAGCAGUUCAUGAAGACUGGAAGUGGAAAUAAGUUUAAUAUGAAAUAUUUCAUGUAAACUUGAAGUUACUGUAAAUGAAAUCAGUAUGUCUUUGCAGGGCACUGAGGGUUACACUGACUGCACUUUUAUACUAACUGGAGUGUAUCAGUAUGUACAUCUGAGGAGACUAAUGAAUUCUACAUGUUUGCAAUACUGUUUGUAACUGAUUAAGUUGUAUGUUUGUAGUUGUGCAUUGGAUAGCAUAUUAUGGAUACUGCUCCUGUUAAGUCAUUGGAGAAAACUCCUCUGUAAUAACAUAGUCCAGAACCUUACGCUUAGCUCUUUUAUCUUGGCUUGUCAAGAUGGUAAGAUACAAAGCCAAAUAAUUUAAGUAGAACAGAAUAUGAAUGGGGUAGACUAGUUGCAGAAGUAUGAAUACAGGCCUAAUUUACAGCUGGGGGAAAGAGGCUGCUUUUUGGAUUGAUUCUCAGGGAAAUGGUUGUUUUGUUAGUUUGCACUGCUAAGAUUGCAUAGUCAAAUUGAGAAUUAGUCAGCAAUAGUGAAACAUUUGUUAUCUCUGUGCUGCUUGUGCAGCUUCCCAUUUUGUGCUAAUUAAAACAGUAAUCCGCUACUUUCAUAGAGGAAGAUGAGAAAAAGACCAUGUACAUGUUCUUCAGAGGACACCAUGAACCAAGAGGAACUGUUAAGAGAGUCAAAAGAACUUUGAAAAUUCUGAUUUUCUUUCUUCAGAGAUACUGUCUGUGAACAAGUUAUAAGCAACCCAGUAAUGCAAACACGUUUAUUUCCUGCUGUAGAGUGUUAGAGGUCAAGAGCUCUUAGCUGUUUGCAGUAUCACUUUGUUUUGAAGGGUGAAGUAAAUUAUCCUUCAUAGAUCUGAGCUUUAGAAAUAUCCGUUCUGUGGUUUAAGGGUGCUUGUAGGUCACUUUGAGCCUCAGCUUAGGAAUUGCUGGCUAUCUUCCUUCUUAUCUUCAGGAAAGUAAUUGGCAACUUGCCAACUUACGUCAUGUUGGGCACUGGAUGAUUUAACUUUCUGUUGAGUCUUAUGUAAUGAAAAAAUCUGUAGUUAUGGAAAAUGGAUUUUUCUAAGGGACACGAUUCAUAUAUGAAUACUGUAUGUGUAUAAGUUGUCACAUAUAUUACAUAGCAGUAACAUCCUACAUUCCCGAGUAUUUAAUAAUCUGAAAUGUUAAUUUACUUUUGACUCUUUUUUGUUAAAAUUCCUGAAAUACAUCAACUGCUGGAGUUCAUUUACACAAUUUUUAUCUCUCUUUUGUAACAAGUCGGGGGUCUUUACAUAAAUAUUAGAUACUUAAGCAUUCCAUGUGAAUGUUCAUAUAAAUGAAUCAAUAAUGCUUUACUUCUCAGGUAGCUGGAACUGCUAACUUCAGUUAUUUUGAAAUCAUUAGAACAUUGGGAUGCUGUAUUAAUAUGUGUUUAGGGGAGAGAAAUAACAAAAUCUUAUUAAGUCAGAAAUGUCUUAUUUUACUUCAUCAUUGAUACUCUGUUAUUGCAAAAGCCAGUGGCAGCUUCUCUUUAUUAGCAUGAGGAACACCUUUGAAAGUCCUAUACCAUACUUGGUGUUAGUUUCCUCUGAUAUGGUAAGAUAAAUGUUACAAAAUUCCUUAAAAACUGACAAAGAUUUUCUUUUUUUCAAUCCUUUCAUUGCCUCAAGUGCAUUUUCAUUCUUGUCUUUCAGGAUAUCUUUGAAGCAGAGCCUAAAGCUAAAGAAAUUAUUUUCCUGAUGCAUUUUCAUAUAUGCACAUAUUUCAUAUCCUUCUUUUUCUCUGAUUGAACUAUUUUGUGAUAUGAAAAAAGGUCCUUACAUUGACGAGUUCAUUGAAAUGAUUAUUAUUCUUUAUUAGAAAAUAAACUAAGUGGCCAGACAUCUGGCAAUUCUUCAAGAGUUUAACUCAAGUUCCAAAUCCUGUAUGAACUCGAGAAAUGAAAAUAUUGUCCUAAAGUUUUGCUCCUUCAGUUUUAGUCCUUGAAUGUGAACUGCAUAAAGAAAUUGGCCAUGUUUCAGUGAACAGGAAAACUCAAUCUUUUCCUAUGAAACCAAUCCCUGAUUGUUGCGGUCUUAUCUGAUUCUUGUCUCUUCUAGAUUACUUCCGUUAUUGCAUUUGUAUAUGUACAUGGACAAAAUUUAUGGAUUUUAUCUUCAUUUGAACUAAACCAUCUCAAUGAAGUCCAAAGUGUCUUCAAAAAUAUCCUGGAUCUAUUAUUAAAUGGUAACAUGAAUAUAUAACACAAUGGAGCACUGAAUAGUUAUUUUUUUCAUGAACUGUUAAUUAUUUUUAAUGUUUACAUGUUCAGUAGGAAGUCUGUACACAGAACAUUGAAUUUGCUGCUAUUAACGAUGAUUAAAUAAUCAGAAAAUUUGCAUAACAUGGCAAAGGUGGUAGUGUAGUGGGUGGAGGUAGAGCACCCGUGAGCUUUAGAGUAAAUAAAAUCGUAAGUGCCUUAUUCUUCUCUAGUAAGACCAGAAGUGCCUUUAAAGAAAACAAACGUGCUGUGAAAUGCUGAUGCAAGUACUGACAAGCGUGAUGUAAUGCAAAAUGUUUUUUAAUUCUUUUUUUACAUGUUAACACCAUUAUUAUCAAUAAACCUCUUCUACCUGAACCGGC